AUGGCGACGCCUAGUGCCGCCUUUGAUAUGGCAGACUUUGUCGAUUUCGGAGAAACAGGCAUGCCCAACGUGUCACAAGAAGCUUCUUUCGGCGUAUCUGAGACGGUACUACCCCAGAACUCUUUACUGGAUGAACCUGGAGAGCUGGAGAACUCCGACAGUAUCCAACCCGCAAGUGCAGAGUUCAAUACGAACUUCAGCAGCUGGCUUCCGACUUAUCAAAAGGCUGUUCAGCCUUGCGAGUACUGUCGAUCGAAAUCUCUCGAAUGCUUUAUCUUCAACGCCGAUGGCUCCAAGAGAUCCGGAUGUUCGCCAUGCAACGCUUUGUUUCGACCAUGCAGCUUCAGCAACCCUGAGCGGAUGCCAGGUAUGCGCCAGAGGACUGCGCUGGAUACCUUAGACGUCGUGGCAGAGAACGACAUUCGGCAUGUCGGUGGUCUCACUGGUAAGAAGCAGAUGCGAUCGCUAGGUCACCUGGGUCCGAUCGAAGAUGGAAAAGAGGAUGACGAAGGUCCUAAGAAGGGUGCCGCAGCUGCUCGCUUUCCGCGAGCGGCUGUGAAAGUGCUCAAAGACUGGAUGCUCAUGCAUAUCGAUCAUCCAUACCCGACCGACGAGGAGAAGGAGACGCUGAAGCAAGAGACUGGCCUAUCCGUCGGUCAAAUCUCGAACUGGAUGGCGAACACAAGGCGAAGGCAGAAGGCUCGACCCAAGCGAAGCGCUUCGCCAAGUCUCCGACCAUCAACAGGAGCUAUCAACAUCCCAGCAGGCAAGACCUGGGAAAGCAUGAGUACGUAUUCCGAGUCUGGUUUCACAAGAUCGCACAAAACUCUGGCUUCGUCCUCCACCGGAAAGUUCAUCACUUUCCGUGUGGGUGACAGGCGUCCAGAGGAUAAGAACUGCGACCCAGACACUAGCACGAUGGCUCAAAUGCCGGUGCUUCAGCAGCAGGAAUGUUUCGGUUAA
Molecule: messenger RNA, 963 nt
Organism: Alternaria incomplexa
Lineage: Eukaryota; Fungi; Ascomycota; Dothideomycetes; Pleosporales; Pleosporaceae
Exons: 2
Coding region: 1-963 (320 amino acids)
Biological process (GO): regulation of DNA-templated transcription
Molecular function (GO): DNA binding
Source: RefSeq, a predicted model, not a curated record